Uloborus diversus is the source of this 621-nucleotide messenger RNA. Its product is annotated as X-ray repair cross-complementing protein 5-like. Lineage: Eukaryota; Metazoa; Arthropoda; Arachnida; Araneae; Uloboridae. Gene Ontology annotation, biological process: cellular response to X-ray; telomere maintenance; cellular response to gamma radiation. Gene Ontology annotation, cellular component: Ku70:Ku80 complex. The record is from RefSeq and is a predicted model, not a curated record. Gene Ontology annotation, molecular function: telomeric repeat DNA binding; double-stranded DNA binding.
GAAGCUAUUGCUGUGGUGUUUGAUAUUGGUUCGUCUAUGCGUAACCUGGAAACUCCAUCAGUUUUUGAAAAUGCUAAAAACUGUAUCAGUAUGAUAAUCCAAAGAAAGAUAUUUUCUGAGUCCAAAGAUGAAAUAGCUCUCAUACUCUUUGGAACAGAUGAAGCUAAAAGCAAUUCAGCUGCUGAUGGAAAAAAUCAGUAUAAAAAUAUUGAAAUGUGUCAAACAUUAGCACCUGCCAGUUGGGAACUAUUGGAGUUUGUCAAUAAAAUUGAAGCCACUGACGUACCUACUGAUUUUAUCAUGGAAAAAGCACUUCUUGUUGCAAUAGAUUUAUUGCAAAACCAAACAAUAGGAAAGAAGUUUGUUUCUCAAAGAAUCCUUCUUUUUUCUUGCUUCUCUAGUGCUUUCAGUGAUGACAGUUUGAGUGAUUUGUGUGAAGAAAUCAAGAACAACAAGAUCGAUAUAAACAUUAUAGGACCUGUUUCCUAUGCUGAUGAAGAAACUAACAGCCUUGACUCUUCAGAGGCAUAUUGUGCCAAAACUUCAAUUCAGAUCAAGACUGAAGAUAACAUCAAAAAACUUCUGAAGGAAGUAAAUGGAGAAUCUUAUUCAUUUGAGUGA